Saimiri boliviensis boliviensis (Bolivian squirrel monkey) is the source of this 1256-nucleotide messenger RNA. It is a transcript of the gene MTNR1A, whose product is annotated as melatonin receptor 1A. Gene Ontology annotation, cellular component: plasma membrane. The record is from RefSeq and is a predicted model, not a curated record. Gene Ontology annotation, biological process: G protein-coupled receptor signaling pathway. NCBI's taxonomy places the organism in Eukaryota, Metazoa, Chordata, Mammalia, Primates, Cebidae. Gene Ontology annotation, molecular function: melatonin receptor activity.
GGGAGUCCCGGUGCGCUCCUGCGGACAGCAGGUGUUGCUUUGGCCGUGGCGCGGGGCGUCCAGGCGCGCGGCGUGGGGAGGGAGCGGGACAGGGCGUGGGCGUCGGGAGCGCCGGGCGGAGCCUUGAAGAGUGGCCGGGCGGGCGGCGGCCCAGACGCGCCCAGGGACCAUGCCCGGCAACGGCAGCGCGCUGCCCAACGCCUCGCGGCCCGGGCCCGGCGGGGACGCAGCGCGGCCGCAGCCCUCGUGGCUGGCGUCCGCGCUGGCCUGCGUCCUCAUCUUCACCAUCGUGGUGGACGUCCUGGGCAACCUCCUGGUCAUCCUGUCUGUGUAUCGGAACAAGAAGCUCCGGAACGCAGGAAACAUCUUCGUGGUGAGCUUAGCGGUGGCAGACCUGGUGGUGGCUGUUUAUCCGUACCCGUUGGUGCUGACCUCGAUAUUUAACAAUGGGUGGAACCUGGGGCACCUGCACUGCCAAGUCAGUGGGUUCCUGAUGGGCCUGAGCGUCAUCGGCUCCAUCUUCAACAUCACCGGCAUUGCCAUCAACCGCUACUGCUACAUCUGCCACAGCCUCCGCUACGACAGACUGUACAGCAGCAAGAACUCGCUCUGCUACGUGCUCCUCAUCUGGCUCCUGACGCUCGUGGCCGUCCUGCCCAACCUCCGCGCGGGGACCCUCCAGUACGACCCCAGGAUCUACUCCUGCACCUUCGCGCAGCCCGUCAGCUCUGCCUACACCGUCGCCCUGGUGGUUUUCCACUUCCUCGUCCCCAUGGUCAUUGUCACCUUCUGCUACCUGAGAAUAUGGAUCCUGGUUCUCCAGGUCCGACGCAGGGUGAAGCCUGACCACAAGCCCAGGCUGAAACCGCAGGACUUGAGGAACUUCAUCACCAUGUUCGUGGUGUUCGUGCUCUUUGCCGUUUGCUGGGCUCCUCUGAACUUCAUUGGUCUGGCCGUGGCCUCCGACCCGGCCAGCAUGGUGCCCAGGAUCCCAGAGUGGCUGUUUGUGGCCAGUUACUACAUGGCAUAUUUCAACAGCUGCCUCAAUGCCAUUAUUUACGGGCUGCUGAACCAAAACUUCAGGGAGGAAUACAGGAGAAUCAUCGUCUCGCUCUGUACAGCCAAGAUGUUCUUUGUGGAUAGCUCCAACGAUGUGGCAGAUAGGGUUAAAUGCAAACCGUCUCCACUGAUGACCCACAAGAAUCUGGUAAAGGUGGACUCCGUUUGAGAAAGCACCCCCUUCCUGGCCAGACGCA